GCGCGCGUUUAUUUCUGAGCCGCAGUCGCAGAGAGACAGAGAGCGUGUACGGGAGCGCGCCUGGGAUUUUCUCUCCUUUCUCCUAGAGGAUCGCGUUCAGGAAUUAUCCAGAGGACUUUCAUGUGAACAUACACACACAGACACACACACACACACACACACACACACACACAGAGUGUGAGUGUGUGUGUUUAUUCUGCUAUAUAAGGGAUGAGCUGAUACACAUGUGAUGGAUCACACAUUUCGGGAAUGAUGGAAAACCUGUUAGGAAUAUAAACACACUUUACAGCUUGGAGUGUGAGAGCAGGACAUCAUCCUCACAGCACACAUGUUAUGUCUGAGAAAAACACUCGACUGUGUUCACACAACAGGAACUCUUGGCGGAUUUGGCGGAUUUGGCUGGAAUAUAGAGACACGAACAGCACAUCUGGAGGAAAAUUCAUAAACCGCAGGAUAAACUGAAGAAGUGAUGCCGCGGAACUCUUACUCUGAUCACAGUAAGCCUUAUGGAGGCCUACGAGCAGGACUUUUGGGCGAUUUUCGAGCCACGCUUUCCACAAACACCGGCCCGAAUCAUUCCAGACUCGUUAUAAGAUCUGCACAAGAUAAGGUUUUUAAAACUUCAGGGCGGAUGGAAUUUUCCUUAAAACCGUGUUUUCAGUCUAUGUUUGCUCCUGGCUGUGAGGAACAAGGCUUGGAAGAAGACCUCGGACUGUUUGACACAGGUGCUGUUUGGCAUGUGCUGGAUGUUUGUUCAGCGAUUCCUCUCAGGACAGGAAGAAAAGUCAAAGCCUCCCUGUGUAACGUCCUCAUCUCACUAAUUAAGCAGUGUGUGUGUGUGUGUGUGUGAGAGCCGAGAGGACCAGAGCCUGGAGGUCGAACCCACAAUCUGAACGUAAUCAGGCACAAUAAUGAAGAUUAAAUACACCAUCUCCUUGGUCUUCAUAGUGGCUGUGGUCAUCAUCGAGAAGGAGAACAACAUCAUCUCAAAGGUCUCGGACAAGCUCUCUCUGAAGCAGACGCUGCAGACUCCACUCCAGACCAGUGGAUCGUCUUGGGCAUUUCUCAGACAAAAUGGCUCCAGUGUCCCUGUCCUGUCUGAGCUUGACAUCUCGUCCUAUCUGGAAGUUAAAUGGCGUCUGGAGAACAUCACAGAGCCCAGCGAUGGCGGGAAACACAUUCUCCUAUUGGCCACUACGCGUACAGGCUCCUCGUUUGUGGGCGAGUUUUUUAACCAGCACGGCGCCAACAUGUUCUACCUGUUCGAGCCUCUUUGGCACGUGGAGCGAAUGCUAACUCUGGAGGGUGGAGGGACCAAUGGUACGGUUUUGACGCAGGCUUAUCGUGACGUUCUCCUCCAGCUCUUCUUGUGCGACUUCUCCAUGCUGGAGAGCUUCAUCGAGCCACCACCAAAGGAUCAUGUAACGACAGGACUGUUUCGUCGCGAGUCCAGCCAGUCGCUGUGCAACGAUCCUGUCUGCACACCGUUCGUGAAGAAGGGUUACGAGCCUUACCACUGCCGCAACCGGCGUUGCGGUCCACUAAACCUCACGCUAGCAUCCCAGUCCUGCCGGGAGAAGGAGCACCAUGCCAUUAAGUCUGUACGAGUACGGCAACUAGAGACGCUACGAUCGUUAGCAGAAGAUCCACGGCUGGAUUUGAAGGUUAUCCAGCUGGUCCGGGAUCCUCGAGCCAUGUUAGCGUCCCGUAUGGUGGCCUUCGCGAACAAGUACGACCACUGGAAGAGGUGGACCAUGGACGGAGACAUUCCUGAGGACGACAAUGAAGUGAGGAAGCUUAGAGGGAACUGUGAGAACAUCCGCAUGUCCGCCGAAGUGGGUCUCAAACAGCCCCCGUGGUUGCGUGGAAGAUACAUGCUAGUGCGUUACGAGGACAUCGCCAUGUUUCCUAUGCUUAAAGCAACUGAGAUGUACCGGUUUACCGGCAUCCCGUUUACUGCCCAGGUGAAGGAAUGGAUCUUGAGAAACACACAAGCAUCCGAUAAGGCUAGCGGAGUGUACUCCACCCAGAAGAACUCAUCCCAGCAGGUGGAGAAAUGGAGGUUCAGUAUGCCGUUUAAACUCGUACAGAUGGUUCAGAAGAUUUGCGGCCCCACCAUGAAUUUGUUCGGGUACACGUUUGCAGAAAGCGAAGAAAUGCUGACUGACAAAUUGAUCAGUUUGAUCGAAGAAAGGACAUUUUUAUGACCACAGAACAAUUUUUUUUUACACAGAACUUUUACAAUUUUUAUUUAUUAUGGAGAAUCGUCCAAAAACAGAAAAGGACAAGAGCUGAAAGAUCAAAUACAUAAAACAUGUCACCUUCACAAACAUCAUGGAGGCAUGUGGAGAAAUAAAUUGCAUUAGAAAUGUUUGUUAUCACGUAUCUACAACAUUUUACUGGUCCAUAACCUGAACAUAUCAUGUAGCAUAGUGCUAUCGUUGGGUUUUUUAAAAUGACGUAUUUAUCAUUUCUGCCGUUCAGCUGGUUCAGGUUUCAACUCCGUUACGAAUCCUGCUUUCAUCCCAGAGAUGAAACGUAAGACGUGAAACUUUUUUUUAUAAUACCAGGAACUCCACUGAAACAGUCCUUAUUACCAAAAAUGCUAACGCUGAUGUUGCUAUGUGUGUGUGUGUGUGUGUGCUAAUAGCCAGGAUCCAGGGGGAUGUAUUACUUGCAGGUACCAAAAUUUAUCCUGAACGACUGACCUGAAAUUCCGAGCUCUUGGAUUAAACGUUGGUUACCGGAUUUCCCAUAUUACCCACAAUCCCGUUGGACUACAUGCUACCAUGAUAGUGGUGCAGUGGGACAUUUUCAGUUGUUUGAAUGCUAACACAAACGUUUUUGUAAUGUAAUCCAGGAAAACUAUCUGGCUCAGUAAAUAGCUAGGGUAAUAAGUUUGCUAAUAAAAGCUGUCAAUUACAGAUAGACUAGUGCAGUAAUAAACAGGUUAACAGAUGAACUAGCACACUGUACGCUAGCUACAGAUUCUUAAGCAUCUGAUGUUCUCGCUAAUUUGUUCACUAACUAAAUGGUUUACUAGAGACUGAGCAGGUUUUUUCGAAAACAUUCCUCCAAACUUUUGGAUAAGUAGCUGAUUGUUCUCUGUUCAUGUACAUGCUAGGUCAAAGGGCAAUGUGUUUGUUUCAUGCUUGAGGCUGGCAGUUAAAUCAAAAACCGUGUUUAAUUUUUUACAUUUUUUUUCUGUCAAUAUUUGGCUUGCUAAGUGACUGUUUUUGGAGGGAAUUUGCAUUUGGAGUGUUUUUAAUGUGUGUAUGUGUGUGUGUGUGUGUGUACCAUGUGUGUUGGGGCAUCCCUUCUGCAGCUGGCUUGCAGAAAUGUGUGAAUUGAUCUGCAGAGGUUUUGGUUGUAGACCAACUUCUGUCAACGCUCUUAUAAUUGAUAUUAAUGUGUGAAAAAGUUAGUGUCCAAACCCCGCUGUGCGUCCAAUUCCCUUUGUAACACAUCGCCUUGUCUUCAUCACUCCGAAGUGCGUAUGAACUACCAGCUAAAUACCUGCUUCAGAAGAUCUUUAAACAAGCUAGCUUACUUACCAUCUAGUACAAUAAUUCAAUCUGGCUGAGUAACUAGCUGCAGUACAAAGUGUGCUCACAAGCUACUGAGCUAGCUAACUUGCACAAUUUUAGCUUUCAAUUACAGACAGAGAACUGGAGUAAUAAAACAUGCUAAUGAGCUAGUUCAAUGAUUAGCUACGAUACUCCACCUAUAAGUAAGUUUUAAGUGCCUGAUUUGCCAGUUAUAUUGCUAUACAUCUAGGUCACUAACUAGGGUAGUAAUUUUGCUCACAUGCUAGCGUGUUAACUAGCUAGUAGAACAUAAGCUGUCAAUUACAGACAGAGGAGGGAAUCAAUAAAACAUGCUAAUUAGUUUACAGUGGCUACAGGUUCUUAAGUAGCUGAUCUGCCAGCUAUCUUGCUAAUCAUCUGGUUCAACAACUAGCAAAGAUUGCUAAAAAGAUAGUGUGCUAUGUGGCUAGCAUAAUCUUAGCUGCCCAUCAGCAGAAAUUUGGCAUAAAAAAAAACUGGUUUACUAAUUAACUUGCACACUCUAGCUGCAGGUUCUUAAAUAGCUGAUUUGCUAGCCGUCUUGUUUAUCAUCUGGUUCACAAACUAGCUAUGGUAUAAGCUAGUUUGCUAACAAGCUAGCAUGCUAACUAGAUAGCAUAUUUUAGCUGUCCAAAAGCUGUCAGAUAGAGGAGGAGAGUACUAAACAAUGUUCAUCAAUUAGCUAGUGUCGUUGGUACGCUAGCUGUUAUGCUAAUUAUCUGGUUGGGUUACUUGUUAACUAAAAACAAUAAAUCCCACCAUCCCUCAUGUGUAGAUAGAGCUGUUUGAGUAAUAAACCAGUGAAUGUGUUAAAUAGCUGAUUUAGGUGUAUGGUUUGCUAAUAAGCUAGCUUGCUAACUAGCUAGCACAAGAAAAUUAUUUCGUCGGAUUAUUUCACAUCAGCUGUCAAUUAGAAAUUUACACUGCAUUCUAAUUCGCCUGUUCACUAAUUAGCUAACAUAAAAUGUAGCCAAGCUAUCUAGUUAACUAUCUGGAUUAUUAACUAGCUAAGGUGCUAAGUGUAUGUUUUACUAGCGAGUUAGCUAACUUGCUAGCUAGCACAUUUACAGAUGGAGGAGCUGGAGUAUUGAAACAUGCUAAUUAGUUCAGUUGCUAGCCAUCAUCCAUGUCAACAAUGAUGUGUUAAAAACAGUAUUGGAGCACAGCCCUGGUGGGGUUUUUUUUAAUGGUAAAGAAAUAAAAACAUGCUAUUUCACAGACUUCUUGUUAAAAAAAAUUAAAAAAAAUCUUGCAUCAAAAUGGUGCAUUUUUGUUUUUUAUAAAUUGUUGUUGGAAUUUAUUUAUGUUGACAUUUUGGAAAAUAUAUAAAGCAAAACACUAAAAUGCGGUCUUCUGUGUUCUUCUCUCGUUGUAGCCACCUAGCUAAUAUGGCUAACCAGACAGGAAUUUUAUGAGAAUUUUUAGUCACAUUCAUAUCGUUCAUAAUUUUCACACUGCAAACUAGCUGACAAACCUAUGCUAGAAUUACAGUAUUUCUGAAAAGAUAUUUCACUCAUACCUAUAAAUGUUCCUAACUUUCAUUGCUAUUGCUAGAAUGUAUUAUUUAUGUUUAUGACAUUCACUGCUAACACUAGCGUGGAGGCUAACAUGGGUCUCCUGACAUACUUUCCGAGAGUAUUUUAUAGUCACAUCCAUAUACUGUAUGUUCAUACUUUUCCAUGCUAAUGCUAGCUGGCUAACUGUAAUCUAAUCUGAUAAGAUUUUUCAUUCAUGUUUAUGAUAUUCACUGCUAACGCUAUCCAGCUAGCUAACAUGGCAAACCUGACAGAUUUAUUAAAAAGAACUUUGCUAUUCACAAAUGUUCAUUACCUUAGCUGUUUAAGAUAGCUAGCUAGCUAGCAUGACCUAACACAACAUGAUUUCUCAGAAGAACUUGUUCAUAAUCUCGCUCAUAUACUGUAUGUAAACAUUAGCUCAAACUCAAUAGGAUUUCUGAGAGGAUUUUUCUGUUAUAACCUUAAAUGUUAAUAACCUUCACUGCUAAUGCUAGCAAGCUAACUAACAUAAGCUAAUUCUGCUGGGCUUCUUUACUGUUAAUGCUAGCCGGCUAGCUAAAAUUAUGUAAUCUUGACUGAUAAAGCUAGUCAACUAACUGACAUGAGCUAACGCCACAAGAUUUCAAAG
Molecule: messenger RNA, 5711 nt
Organism: Ictalurus punctatus (channel catfish)
Lineage: Eukaryota; Metazoa; Chordata; Actinopteri; Siluriformes; Ictaluridae
Product: carbohydrate sulfotransferase 3
Exons: 5
Coding region: 912-2207 (431 amino acids)
Biological process (GO): carbohydrate metabolic process; N-acetylglucosamine metabolic process
Cellular component (GO): Golgi membrane
Molecular function (GO): chondroitin 6-sulfotransferase activity; N-acetylglucosamine 6-O-sulfotransferase activity
Source: RefSeq, a predicted model, not a curated record